AUAUCUAGGUCUUACUUGACUUUAUACCCAUCUCUUUUGUGUCUGCUGGCCUCCGUCAUUCGGUGGCUGUCUCAGGUAGAUUCGUCUAUUAAUCUCGCUCUAGUCUCCGGGGAACUUUACCUUUGGGGCUGCAAUCGUUAUAACCAGCUUGAUCCGUUCGGAAAGAUUCACGCGCCCAAAGCCGCUCGAUCCAUACGUUCUCCAUUAAAGAUAUCUUUUGACUGCCUUAAGGCCGUAAACGAUCGUAUCGUUAGCUGCUCGGCCGGAGCUCACCAUUCAGCUAUUCUAACAGAAAAAGGAAGAGUUGCUGUUUGGGGAGAUCCCAGAUUUGGUGUGCUCGGACCACUUUGUGACCACUCAAAAGAAAAAUCUUCAAUCACCUGGUUUGGGCCCGCAGAUUUUGAUGGGAAGCGAGUUGUUUCUUUGUCUUCCGGCUGGAGUCAUUUAGCUGCUUUGACGGAAUGCGGGGAUAUCUUUACUUGGGGCCGUGGACACCUCGGAUGCCUGGGUCACCUUGAUCCUACUUGCCCAGACUUCUGUAGUUCUCUCACAGAACAAGCGAAGCCCCAAGUCACUACUCAGGUCAAUCCUCAUUUGAUUGCUACUCACCCCCGCCAAAUCCUUUUCCCACACCGUACUGGAGACGAUCACUGCUUACCAUUGCCAGUACCCCAGAUACCUUCUACAAGUUGUCAUCAACUGGCCUGUGGCUCUGAGCAUUGUCUCGCUUUGGACACCACGGGUUGCCUCUGGGCUUGGGGUUGGAAUGAGCAUGGUAUGUGCGGUAACUCAGAUCGUAAAGAAGGACAGCAAACAUCCAGUGGGGCUUUCCCCAACAACUGUAUUUGGCAUCCAGUACCUGUUUCUUUUUGUGAGGUCUCAUCCCCGUCAGACGUUGAAGACAAGAAAUUUUUUUUGCCGCUGGGCCUUGUUUCUGCCGGUUAUGGGCAUAGUUUCGCCACUGUACGGGCUUGA
Molecule: messenger RNA, 975 nt
Organism: Protopolystoma xenopodis
Lineage: Eukaryota; Metazoa; Platyhelminthes; Monogenea; Polystomatidea; Polystomatidae
Source: the annotation of a GenBank genome assembly